AAGAAAAAAAGAAAGAAAGAAAGCAGACUUGGAAUCAGGGGUCGCAGUUGGAUCUGGCAACCCAGGCCGGUUCAGCUGGCUGCGCUCAGCCCCAGUCCGGAUCUUCACUCCACCUGGAUGCGGUCACUUUUCUGUCCUCUGCUUUAACUUUACUUUCUUUUCUUCUUCUUUUCUUUUCUUCUCAUCGCUUCGAAAACAAGGCGCAAAAAUGGCCGGAGCGAUCAUCGAGAACAUGAGCACCAAAAAGUUGGUGAUUGUUGGAGUUGUUCUGCUUCUCUUCCAGGCUUUUGCCUUCAUGGUCGGAGGGCUGAUCGCCCCUAGUCCCACCACCGCCGUCCACUACCUGGCCACUAAGUGUGUGGACAACCAGAAGGGACACAAUCAGGGCCGGAAGUGGUUCAUGCCCUGGGGCCCGAACCAGUGCGACAAGAUUCGAGACUUUGACGAGGCCAUGGCCAAGAGGAUCGAGGCCAACAACAUCGUCUUCUCCGUCCACAUCCCUCUGCCCAAUAAAGAGAUGAGUCCCUGGUUCCAGUUCAUGCUCGUCAUCCUGCAGUUCGACAUCGCUUUCAAAAUGUACAACCAGAUCGAGGACGGAGCCAUGGCCACUAUAGAUGUCAGCCUGGCCUACAGAGACGACACGGUGAGCGAGUGGACAGAGAUGGCUCAAUCUCUGGAGCAACGCAAACUAAGCUGUAACUUCACUACAGCUAAGAUCAUAGAGAACGAGGGUCGCUACUACGAAUGUGACCUCUUGCCUUUCAUGGAGGUCGGCACUGUGUCCCAUAAAUACUACCUGGUGAACGUCAGGUUACCGGUGAACGAACGUAAGAAGGUGAACGUGGGAAUAGGCGAGAUCAAAGACAUCCGCCUGGUGGGAAUCCAUCAAAAUGGUGGCUUCACUAAGGUCUGGUUUGCCAUGAAGACCUUCCUCACUCCCAGCAUCCUCAUCAUCAUGAUCUGGUACUGGCGGAGGAUCACCUUGAUGACCAGACCGCCCGUCCUGCUGGAGAAGGUGAUCUUUGCACUGGGGAUCUCUAUGACCUUCAUCAACAUACCAGUGGAGUGGUUCUCCAUCGGAUUCGACUGGACGUGGAUGCUGCUGUUCGGAGACAUUCGUCAAGGAAUCUUCUACGCCAUGCUCCUCUCCUUCUGGAUUAUCUUCUGUGGAGAACAUCUCAUGGACCAGACGGAGAGGAAUCGCUUCUCCAUGUACUGGAAGCAGGUGGGACCCAUCGUCUUUGGCUCCUUCUGCCUCUUCAUCUUCGAUAUGUGUGAGAGAGGAGUGCAACUGACCAACCCAUUCUACAGCAUCUGGGCUUCAGAUGUUGGCACCGAACUGGCCAUGGCAUUCAUCAUCGUGGCUGGAAUAUGCGCCUGCCUCUACUUCCUGUUCCUGUGCUUCAUGGUGUUCCAGGUGUUCAGAAACAUCAGCGGUAAAAGAUCGUCUCUGCCGGCGAUGACCAAAGCUCGCCGUCUGCAUUACGAGGGUCUUAUCUUCCGCUUUAAGUUCCUGAUGUUGGUCACUCUGGCGUGUGCGGCCAUGACCGUCAUCUUCUUCAUCAUCAGUCAGGUGAACGAGGGACACUGGCACUGGGGAGAUUACACGGUUCAGAUAAACAGCGCGUUCUUCACCGGGAUUUACGGCAUGUGGAACCUGUACGUGUUCGCCCUCAUGUUCCUGUAUGCGCCGUCACACAAACGCUACGGAGAAGAACAGUCCAGCGGAGAUCAGGGAGGGAACAGUGGAGAGGACAUCCAGCUCACCACCACCAUCACCCAUGCUGACGGACCCACUGAGGUGUACAGAAUGAUGGGAAAGGAGUCGCAGGAAUAGGCUCUUAUAUCUCACUUCCUACUUCCUCCAUCUUCUGACAUUUUAUAGCCACCGCUCUUUUAUACACUCCUCCUGAUGUGUGCUGUUCAGGCACCUGAUCCAACCUUCUCCUUAUCCAAGUGCCCUUGAUCCAGUGCUGAGGCUCAUUUUGUGUUCUUCUACUGUAUAGAUUUCCUCUUUCAGCUCCGAUAUUCAGAUUCAGCACGACUAAGCCACUUGUAUAACAAUUUAAAAAAAAAAAGCUCUCUGCGAUGCUGCCUCUUUAGGCCACCUUCCUCCAAAUUAGAUGCAGAGAUUGGGACAUUUUCCCUGCAUAGUUCCUUAAUAACAAUUAUUGGAAAUUAUUAGAAUCUUUCUAAUUACAAAUUUCAUAACCUACCACUAUUGUAUGUACAAAACAACACAUUGUUGGGUUUUUUUUUUUCCCUGUUUGUUUUUUUCUCUAUUUUUCCCUUGUAUAUAGCUAGCUAACUGGGUAAAUAUCCAGCUACGAUAGCAGCAGGAUGGUGGUGAAUAUUUUUAUUUGUAUUUUUUUUUUUUGGGUUACAUUACAUCAAAUUGCCUUGUUUUUAUUUUUUUUUGACACCCAAUUGGAAUUUUUUUACCAUCCAACUUUCCCAAAGGUCAUUUAACAAACUUCACGUGAUGAAACGAAAUAUUAAGACACUUUUUUAGGCUGCCGGAAGGGUAAAAUGUCCAUGAGGAAGUCGGGGAGAUAAGCAGGAGUAAAAAAAAAAAAAAAAAGUUUUGUUAUAGAGGAACUGGUCCUUCAGAGGAGGGAUUAGUGAGGUGGAUUUUGGUGCCAUCUUGUGGACGGAAGUGUAAGUUACAAAGUGUAUGACUGUCAUCUCAUUGACCAAAUCGUGAGGAAAAAAGUUUUUGGGCAUUACCAAGCAGGUAAUUUAUUUUAUCUGUAGUUCAGCAUUCUUUCAGCUAGCAGUGUGUGGAUAAUAAUCAUGGGGUACAGUGUCACAAUCCUGCAUUAGAAAACUUUUCCUCAACUGAUUUUUAUUUCCUUUGUAUGAUGAUGAAUUCGGGAUCGUCUCCUCUGAGAAAGACAGGGGUCAUCUUGAAAAUUCUGAAAAAUAAGGAACUAUUCUUCAUAAAUGCAUCAGAUUGUGUAUCACUGAUUUGGUCACAGGAUAUUACCUAAUGUAUGUUUUUUUCCUCAUUUAAUGUUAAAGUUUAAAACUGUACGUUAGCCUGUUUUUAAACUUGUGAUCUAGUAUACGCCCUUCCUCUCCCCCCCACACACACACACGUUUAUAACACUGCAGCGGUCAGCAUUUUCCCUCCAUCAUGUUUUACAACACAUUAAGUUCAUACCUAGUAUGUUACGAUGUAGAUAUAUUUUUUAAAAAGUGCUUAUUUUCAACUGUUAGCUGUAUCACUGUCUGUUGUAUAAUAAAAGGACUUUUUCACAA
Molecule: messenger RNA, 3261 nt
Organism: Tachysurus vachellii
Lineage: Eukaryota; Metazoa; Chordata; Actinopteri; Siluriformes; Bagridae
Gene: wls
Product: Wnt ligand secretion mediator
Exons: 12
Coding region: 209-1837 (542 amino acids)
Biological process (GO): Wnt protein secretion; intracellular protein transport; Wnt signaling pathway
Cellular component (GO): organelle membrane; endomembrane system
Molecular function (GO): Wnt-protein binding
Source: RefSeq, a predicted model, not a curated record